AUGAAAUCUGCUCUUCUUCUGACACUUACUAUAAAGGAUGUGGUGCCAUUCUCACCGAGCCCCAUAGCUCAACUCCGCCAGGCCAACAGCUCCAAUUAUCAUCCAUGGAAAACCCACAAAAAUCCUAUCUUUAUUCACAUGUCGGGCACCGAGAUUCCCAGUUAUUCCCAAAUACCCCAACGCCCCUCUUCCUCUUUCCCUCAAACCCUCAAACUUCCGUCCCUCCACAGCCCCGACUCGAUCCUCCCGCCGACCGUAUCGCACCCCACCGACGACGACUUCGCGGAAAACCCUCACAAAUUGUUCACCCUGCAGUUAAUCCCAAACGGGUACCGCCUGGACCCGGCCGUACAAUCGGAGGGCCGGGUAUUCAUCCAGGACCCGCCAUGGAUUUCGUCUCUCUUCGACAAGAGCCUGCUCUUCAGGAACCGGAGCCGGAGCGGGGUCAAAAUAGAAUUUCAGGAAAUGGAGAGGCGGAAAAAAAACAAUGUGAAGAAGUGCGGAGUCAUAGAGUGUGCUCCCCUGGUUCUUUCUGGGCUUGAUCAAGCUGUUAGACAUAUGGACAUUCCGUAUGUGCCAAUGUUGGUGCCACCCGAGAAAUGGAAGGGGCAGUACGACAAGGGUGGUUACCUGUUUUUACCUUCUUAUUUAAUGCGUACUCGCGGUUCAAGGAAGCAACAGGAAGCUCUCAAAGCUGUUCCUUCAAAACAAAUGCAGAAAGUUUACGAUGCCCUUGAUACUCUAGGAAACACUAAGUGGAGAGUGAAUAAACGUAUAUUAGGAGUUGUCGAGAGCAUUUGGGAAUCAGGUGGAAACCUUGCUGGCCUGGUAAACCGUGAAGAUGUUCCAAUACCCGGGCUUCUCAUGGAUGAUGCAGAGGAAGUAAAGAAGUGGAAAUGGAGUGUGAGGAAUGCACAAAAAAUCAAUCGAGAAAGACAUUCUGAAAGAUGUGACACUGAACUAAAGCUCUCCGUAUGUGAAAUUCUAAGAAAAAAAUCAUAUUUUUUUUCUUGCAAUAGGUUCCCAUACUUGGGUUCAAAGUAUUCGAAUUGUAAUUCAAAGUACCAGUCACUCCCUUAUGAUUGUUGCAGUGCUAUUUACAUUUAUUAUGUUGUGAAUUGUAAUUCUUUUUUCUAUUGCAGGAUGGAUCGUGCAAUGGUUUGCAACAUUAUGCAGCUCUUAUUUUUCAGCACGUAUUUUUCCAUACAUGUUUAUUCAUGUGUUCAGGGUGUAAGAUUUUUCAUUAAAUUAGAUGGUUCUUUCCAGCUAUACUAUUUUGCACUUAACAGAUGGUUCCUUAAAGAGUUUGAUUUUUUUGGUUAUUUUCAGUUUGAAGCUGCUGCAGUCAAUUUAGUUGCUGGAGACAAACCUGCUGAUGUUUACUCAGAAAUCGCAGAGGUUUAUAGGAUUUUUUUUUUUUUUUUUAAAUUAAUCAUCAGGGUUCUUAAUAUCAUGAAAAGAGACAGCGAAAAGGACCCAGCGGAAGAUUCAAAUGCUUUGCUAGCCAAACUCUUGAUCGGUCAGGUGGAUAGAAAACUUGUCAAACAGACUGUGAUGACCUCAGUAUAUGGUGUUAUUUAUAUUGGUGCACGCGAACAGAUAAAGAGAAGAUUGGAGGAGAAGGGUCUUAUUACCGACGAAAGGCUGCUCUUCAGUGCAGCGUGUUAUGCUGCUAAAGUGACAUUGGCAGCCGUUGGAGAGCUAUUUCAAGCUGCAAGAGCAAUUAUGGGAUGGCUUAGUGACUGUGCUAAGAUUAUUGCUUCAGAAAAUGAACCUGUACGUGUGCACGACUCGUUUUGGACACAUGCAUGCGAUGUUGAUAGAAUGAGUAAGAUUCUGAGACAAAAGUUCGGGGAUCUAUAUAAUAUGCGGAUACUUGAAAAUCUGCUCGAGAGCUUCGAGACAUCAUAUCCAACACUCACAUUUCCACCUCUGCCAGAUAGAGGAGACUUUGAUCUCAACCAAGUUCUUGAAUCUCCAUACUUUUUCAACUAA
Messenger RNA from Striga hermonthica, 1995 nucleotides. The record is from the annotation of a GenBank genome assembly. Lineage: Eukaryota; Viridiplantae; Streptophyta; Magnoliopsida; Lamiales; Orobanchaceae.